AUGGCUGAUAAAAAAGCUAAAAAAGCAGCUCAACGAGCUACAAGUAAUGUCUUUACUAUGUUUGAUCAAAAACAAGUACAAGAAUUUAAAGAAGCUUUUGGUUUAAUGGAUCAAGAUCGAGAUGGAACAAUAUCAUUAGAUGAUCUUAAAGAAGUUUAUGCAUCAUUGGGUAAAUCACCAAAAGAUACAGAACUUAAACAGAUGCUUGAAGAAACUGGUGGACCUGUUAAUUUUACGAAAUUAUUACAAAUGUUUGGUGAUCGACUUCAUGGUACAGAUGCAGAAGAUAUUUUAAUGCAUGGUUUUAAGGCAUUUGAUGAGGAAGGAAAAGGUUUUCUUAAUCGUGACAGUUUUCGAGAAUUAUUAACUGCUGAAGGUCGUCCUAAUGAAAGACUAACUGAUGUCGAGUUCACUCAAAUGCUUGAAGGUGCACCAAUUGAUAACAAAGGUCAACUUGAUUAUGCAGCAUUUACAAAACUAAUCAAACGUGGAAAAGACGAUGAAUAA
Molecule: messenger RNA, 507 nt
Organism: Rotaria sordida
Lineage: Eukaryota; Metazoa; Rotifera; Eurotatoria; Philodinida; Philodinidae
Source: the annotation of a GenBank genome assembly